Molecule: messenger RNA, 454 nt
Organism: Phyllotreta striolata
Lineage: Eukaryota; Metazoa; Arthropoda; Insecta; Coleoptera; Chrysomelidae
Source: the annotation of a GenBank genome assembly
GCAGGCACUAAGAUUUAUUACUGUUGAAUUUAACAAUAACUUGCGAUGUCAAAGUUACUUGUAAUUAUUUUAGUAUCUCUUUAUUUGGUAAACAAUAUCGAAUGUGCGGAAGAACGAAAUAGGACUCUGAUCGAAUGUCCCAAUAUAGACAAUCCGGGAGAUCUAAUGGAGGAUUUAAUUUAUACUGCGGAAAAGACAUUGGUUUUAAGAGUGCCAGAUGUGGGGUUCUACAAAAAUAAAAUUUCUUGCAUUUUAAUUGUCGAUCAAAAAUUAUCUAAGGAGGAUCCAGGACUCAAUGCUGGAGGUUUUGGAGAAUAUUUCGCCGAAAUAACUCUUAGACGUGCUCUUUUUGAAACGAUUGACUACAAAAUUCAAGUUUACACAAGCAGCGAUAACUAGAAUUUGUAAAAUUAUUCAAUAAUAGAAUUUGUAAAAUUGUUCAAUAAAAAUUAAG